Polypterus senegalus (gray bichir) is the source of this 3983-nucleotide messenger RNA. RefSeq names its product REST corepressor 1 (gene rcor1). The transcript has 13 exons. The record is from RefSeq and is a predicted model, not a curated record. Gene Ontology annotation, cellular component: histone deacetylase complex; transcription regulator complex. Gene Ontology annotation, biological process: negative regulation of DNA-templated transcription; regulation of transcription by RNA polymerase II. Lineage: Eukaryota; Metazoa; Chordata; Cladistia; Polypteriformes; Polypteridae. Gene Ontology annotation, molecular function: transcription corepressor activity. The coding region runs from base 255 to 1622 and encodes 455 amino acids.
GAACCAAGCAGGGAGGUGCAGACAGCUUGAGCAGUGCGGUGUGCCUUCAGCGCCAGCCGCCGGGCGACGAAUGUGAUGAGGCUGUGGAAAGUUCAGAUGAAGGCAAUUUAAUAAGCAGCUCAACCAAUAGCGUGCUUUGCCACACCGAAACUGGAAUCUUUCUCAUCGCCCGGUAGCGUCCAUCUCUUCCGUGGCUGAAAGCUUUUCUUUUUUUUUUGGGGGGGGGGCAGUAAUAAUAAGUAGUAGUCCUAAUCAUGCCAGCAAUGCUCGAGAAGAGCUCUUCGGAGGUCUCCGGCAAGCGGAGAGGGCGGAAUGCGGCGGCUCAGCAAACCAGCGCCAGCAAAAGUUUUGCAAAUGGGAAUAGUGGUCACUCAUGGGAAGAGGGCAGCACGGCGGGGUCGUCCAGCGAUGAUGAUCACGGCUCCGGUGGAAUGCGAGUGGGUCCACAGUACCAGGCUGUUGUGCCGGAAUACGAUUCAGAAGUUGCCAAGACGUGCCAGGAGAGGGAGAAUCUGGGCAUGCUGGUCUGGUCGCCUAAUCUGAACCUGUCGGAAGCUAAAUUGGAUGAGUACAUUGCAAUUGCCAAAGAGAAGCAUGGAUAUAACAUGGAGCAGGCCUUGGGAAUGCUAUUCUGGCACAAGCACAAUAUUGAGAAGUCUCUUGCCGACCUGCCAAAUUUCACCCCAUUUCCAGAUGAGUGGACAGUGGAGGAUAAAGUCCUUUUCGAACAAGGCUUCAGUUUUCAUGGAAAGACCUUUCACCGGAUCCAACAAAUGUUGCCAGAUAAGUCCAUAGCCAGUCUGGUCAAAUUCUAUUACUCCUGGAAGAAAACACGGACCAAGACAAGUGUAAUGGACCGACACGCCCGGAAGCAAAAGCGGGACCGAGAGGAAAGUGAGGAAGAAAUGGAAGAAAACAUUGGGAAUAACACAAGUGAUGCCGAUAUUGAGCGUGGUAAAGAAGAAAAGAAAGAGAAUGCCACUGGACCAGAGAAGUCCGAAGUCAAAGCAGAAGUCAUUAAUAAGCAGGGAUUGACACCAGAGAAACCCAGUCAUAUCAAAAAGGAGCCUCAGACUACUCCUGGUAAACACCAGCAUCGGUCUAAGAAAAAACCCCCCAAAGGGAUGCACCUCUGCCAGAACGAUGUCAAGGCCAUGUCCGCUAAUGCAACUUCAGCAGUCAGUGUUCUUCGGCAGCUGGAUAUGGAACUGGUUUCAAUAAAAAGACAGAUUCAGAGUAUUAAGCAGACCAAUAGUGUCCUUAAGGAGAAGCUGCAGGAUGGAAUUGAUGAUUUUCGACUUCCAGAGGUUUCUCAGAAGUUCAAUGCCCGAUGGACUACUGAGGAGCAGCUUCUGGCAGUUCAAGCCAUUAGAAAAUAUGGGCGCGAUUUCCAAGCCAUUUCAGACGUCAUUGGCAAUAAGUCAGUGGUGCAGGUGAAGAAUUUCUUUGUAAAUUAUCGCCGACGCUUCAACAUUGAUGAAGUACUGCAGGAGUGGGAGGCAGAACAUGGGAGAGACAGCCAGAAAAUGGACACAUCACCCGAUAGCACCACAACAAAAAUACCAGAAGAGGAGGAGGAGGUUCCUCCAGUUCUUAAUGUGCGAUACCCAUCUGCAUCUUGAAAGCAAGCAAGGGGCUCUGAAACAGUUGUGGACAUUUUUUUUUCCUGGCCAUUGUUUUGUAAUGGCCAUUUUCAGUGCAAAAGCACCAGACCACCUCAGUCAGCCAUCCUCUCACGGCCUCCCUAGAGAACUAUAUAAGCUGUCACCAAAAAAAAAACAAAAAUUGGGAAUAAAGGGCCAUCUCUAGUUCAGCUCCUUUGUUAUCUCAAGUCAUCCUCAUGGACCCCCCUGAACUGCUUGUUUACUUUUACUUACCCUCAAAGGAGAUCCUUCUAGCUGCUCAAUAAAUGGUAAGCACAACUCCACAUUGUAUAAAGUUUGUUAGCCCCCAAAUCAAAUAAGGAUUUAUAAAUCAAGCUUGAAGACCCCACCAUAGCACUUUCAUGCCACCUUUUGGCUUGCUCUCUGUGAAAUUCUCGUGGAGACUGAAUGGAGCGGUCAUGGGUUCAUUUUCAGGGAUGUCGGACAAUGAGAUAACAUUGCAAAAAAAAAAAAAAGAAAUAAAUAAAUAAGCAAGUGUGUGCCAGGAGCUGUAUUUGGGAACUACUUUUGAAAAGAAAGCAUUAUUUUUUUUCAGUUGCUUAAAGAAAAGAAGAGCUUUUUGUUGGCAAAAGAUAAGGAGUGGCCUUGUGUCCUCAAGACAAUUCAAGGAGCCAAAGGAUAAGCAUUGGCUGCGUGGCAGAAGACAUUUUGCCCAGCAGCCUUUCUUUCCCAAUCUGACCCGUCUAACAAGCUGCUGAGAGUCUGCUGCACAGUUACACCUUUUUAAUGGUUUUAAAAUCUACACAAACAGGUCCUGGAUCAGGCCACUUGCAUGCUGCUCCCCUGCUUUUUCUUGGGACAUUUUCAGAACUGUGGCCAUUGCUGCAACAGCAAGACAAUGUUCUUCUAUCUUAUUUUGGUUAAUUCUAUAUUUUAUUAAAUAAUGUGAAUGCCAUAAUUGUAUAAGGUUGGAAACAGAGGGAGGGGGGGUUUGGGAGUUUGUUUUUAUGAUAGCAUUUUGUGUAAUUUAUUCUGUGCAUAAUUAACAAUAGUGUAUAAUUAAUGUGUAUUUCACAAAAUGCAUUAUACUUUAAAGUUAUCUGCGGGGAGACAGGGCUGCUGAGAAAAUUCUACCUACAAGGUUCCUGUUGCUUUGUAGGCAUUAUUUCAAUUCUGUUUGUUUGUUUGUUUGAGAGGCUUUGGGUCCACUUUCCCCACUUUGCUUUGCUGCAGGCUACUUUUUCCUGAAAGUUGGCAUCAGGUACCCGAAGUUGGGCGAGGCUUUCUUCCUCUCCUUUCAUGGCUAUAGUAGACCAUUCAGUCAGCCCUUACUGUCCUAUCAAUAUUAGCCGUGUUUCCUCUGAUACUGUAGUUGUGAGGGUCCCCUUGAGCCUUAAUUCCUAUCGCAAGCAUCUGGGAGGAGCAGCUAGAGUGGCGAUAAAAGAGCUCUGCAGGUAAUAGGGCAGGACAUCAAUGGGGGUUAUGGGGUACAAGUUAGGAGCUUAACAUGGAUGAGGAGCCCAGCUGGGGAUCAUAGAAGGUUGUGGUGGAGCCCAAUUUUGAAGAGAUUCUCAAUAUCUGAGCGAAGGAUUCAGCAUGGAGGAGGGUCAGACCCUCACUGGGUCACAAUUGCUGGUUUGCGGACUAUAAUUUGUGUAUAUUAUGUGGAGGUGGGGGUCAUUUUGUUGUUUUUUUUUUUUUGUUUUUCCUCUGACUCUUAAGAAUACUAAAAGUAAAGAGUGUUAGGGUUUUACCAGUUCUCACCCUCCCCAAUCCGGUUACUUUUCUAGCCCAUGUUCAAACUUGACUGUACUGUCUCCUCAUCCUCUUUGACACUUCAUCUUCACUACACACACUGUAAAAUACCAGGAGCCUACGUCUUGAUGCCUUAAUUCUGAUUGACUCGGACCAUGUCUAGGCUGUGCCUGCUAUCUGCUGCCACGUGUGCCCUUUACCAAACCCAAGGUGCAAAAUGGUUUCCCACACCUGUGCUGUGAAGCUGGGAAUGUCCCUCCCACGCCCCCGGCACAGUUCACAUAGCUCUAUGCAUGCAGUUGUGUUUACAUUUGUGUGCUUCCGGAAACGCCCUCAAGCACAGAGUCUGGAUCGAGGUGGUUUUACAUUUUGUUUUCAUAAAAUGCUCCUUUUUAAAUUUUCAUUGUUGUCUGUGAGUAUGUCAGAAAUAAGAGAUUGUAAUAAAUCACAAAUGCAUAUAUAAAAUGUAACAAUUUUGAAUACAUAUUUUUCUUUUUGUGGGGGAGUGGUGUCCAUUGUUGUGAAAAUUUCAGUUUUGCAUUUUCAUGAAGCAUCAUUUUCUAUUUAUGUUAUGUUACAUUCAAUGGUGAUGGACUGUCAUGAACAUUUGUUAAAAAAAAAAAA